Molecule: messenger RNA, 1694 nt
Organism: Tetranychus urticae (two-spotted spider mite)
Lineage: Eukaryota; Metazoa; Arthropoda; Arachnida; Trombidiformes; Tetranychidae
Source: RefSeq, a predicted model, not a curated record
UAGAGGGUGUUGAUGGAAAAACAGCUGGUUGGUCAGUUAAGUAAAAGUUCUCCUGUUAGUCCUGUGAAAUUUGCAGCAAUUCAGUUUUUUAAUUUACAUUGUGCCUUAUUUACUAGCUGGAAUCACCCAAAAGGUAAGAAAAUAAAGGGGAAGAAGAGGAGAUUCCGGUGUGGCCUUUAGGUAGGUUGCAACUGCUACCACUGUGCUCUAAUUUAUUGUCUCUCUUUGUCAAACAGGUUUUUGAUUUCUUCCAUAGCUCCCUCAAAAGCUCCCUCUGCAAGUUUUUUUGUUCAGAAGCGGUGCUAUCUGUUGGCUUGCAACCACACUAUUCUUUUCUUGGCGUCAACUUUGAAUCAACGAAAAUCAUGUUUGGUUUAUUUUUAUCCUUUUUGGCUUUCCUGUGUCUUGCUCUACUUCCUCAAGUUGAUGCAAUUCCUGUUGUUCCCUCCUCUGGCGCUAAUCCAGAUGGCCAACAAAAUUCCUCGGAUACAAAUUCGGAGCAGGUAGACGGUCAACAGCAACAAGGUCAACAGAAUGAUGAAGAACAAGAAGAAAUUGGACAUGGUUCGCUUGUAAUUGCUGAAGAGGUAGAAGAAGAACCCGGUCCAUCCGUUCAAACUACUUUGAUGCCUGAUACAUGUGUGUCACCUUGGCCUUGCCAAACUAAGUACUGGUGUAUGGAAAAUGAUGGAAAAGGUCUGGAAAUUUUGAUGGAGUGGGAGAAGACGAUUGUCACACCUGAGCGUGUGCAAAAUUUGAAACAGUUUAAACCAGGACAGCGAGUUAGUAGAAAAAAAUUACAUGAUGCUGGCAAAACGCUUGAAAAACAGCUUGCGGAAAUUGCGAAAAAUAAGGAAAAGAAUAGGUGUAUGUUUGAAUGUGUUUAUUGCGGUGGUGAAUAUGAAAAUCUCGUAGAGCUGAAAGAACAUGUCGUCGGUGUGAAGCAUAAAAACCGUUAUUGGCGAGUCCAGUGUGUUGAAAGAUUAGACUUAGAUGAAAUAGAGAAUAAGUUGAAAAUAGGGCUCAGCAUCUAUCCAAGAAUUUUCCCUUGGGCCAAAAUUACAUAUGAUGGAAUUGAAACAUUGAGUUGCACCGAUGACAGAGUCCCACUUGAAAGGAGAACGCAAUGGAUCAAACAUAUGGUUGACUAUCGCACUCCCUCCUGUCGCCCUUUACCUGGUGUUCGUGCAGCAUACGAACCAGAGGCAAGGCCAACACAAGCAUGUGCCUUAGAGCCCAGAAAAUGAUUUUUAAUUUCUUCUGUAUUCCCUUUUCACUCUUUGCAUUUUUCCCAAAAUUUGUUUUUUUUUGUAUUGUCCCAUUCUAGCGGAGCGCAGACCUCCGCAGAUCACUUUUCGAAACUUUUCUUUUGACCAUGUUAUUAAGCAUGGUUCAUUCUAUAACUGAUUAUCACACCUAUUCAACCUGACCCUUUUUAGCCCUUUUCUGCCCUUUUCUCUUUAUACUGUUUUUUCACUUAUUUUCCUAUUUUUUUAUCUUUAACUUUCUCUAUUUCCUCUUUUCAUUAUUAAUUGAUGUUUUCUUAUUUGGGCAUAAUGUAUCCUGUCACUAAUGUUUCUUGUUACUAUUAAAAUUUUUCCUGAGAAAUUGUUUGCGGAAAUGAAUUCCACAAAUGGAAAUGAGUGAGUAUAUGGUUAACGUAUAAAACUAAAGAGAUUCUGGUUAAGUUAUCA